AUUUGUUAAUUUGUUUCACUGAAAUUGGUUACACUGUAAAUGGAGGCAUUGGUCGCCUCAAUAUCUAUCGAUACGGCUACAAUUCUAUGGCUCCGACGGCGGAGAUUACGCUUACGGAGGCGUGUUAUCAAAGAGCAAAAUAUAUAAAUAUAAAAUGCUGUUUCAUGUUUAAUAAUAAGACUCCACAAGCGUCAUGGUGUACGGUGUAUUCAGUAUUGAUACAACUUGGCAGCGUUUUCCGCCGCCUAAAUUGAGGCAUGAGUUGGCUCACGGUACGGCAUAAAUAAAAAACAAUUUUAUCGUUAUUUUUUUCCCCCUAGCCGUUUAUAUGACGUACAUAAUAAUAUUAUCUAUUAUUUGGUCGCACGAGAGUUAUUUACGACAGCCGUCGUCAGCGCUGAGCGCAACUAGCUCUGUGCAGAGUAUGCGUUCGAUGUCGGCACUUGGCACCCUGCCAUCGGCUUUAUCUGAUGUCUGUACGCCGCAACGAACGGUCGUCACAAGAUCGGUUGUCGACUACGACGCAGACUUAAGUUCAUUGUUCAGAGAGUUGUUGUUCGACGUGAGCGCUUGACAAUGUUGCCGUCAGACGGAUUCUUCCGGAACGUCUACUUCCAGCCUUACAAUGACCGGGGUUCAGCGAGAGUAAUAAAUUCCUCCAAGAAUAGUAAACAUUUUGUACAACGACUUGGCUUGGAAAAAACUUUGGAAAUCCAUCAAGGAUGUGUAAAUUCUGUGAAUUGGAAUGAUUCUGGAUCGUUAUUACUUUCAGCUGGUGAUGAUUAUCAUUUAGUAAUUACUAAUCCAUUUACACACACAGUAUGUGUUGAUUAUAAGACACAGCAUAAAACUAAUAUUUUUUGUGCUAAAUUCUUACCUACUACAGACAACCGUGUCAUUUCAUGUAGUGCAGAUGGUGCUGUGCUUAAUCUUGAUUUGGAAAAAUUAAAGGAGACUGAGCAAAAUUUUUUUUAUUGCCAUAGUGCCCCAUGUUAUAAACUAGAAACAAUACACGAUGAACCUAAUAUAAUUUUAAGCUGUAGUGAAGAUGGUACAGUUCGUCAAUAUGAUCUCAGAACUAAUGUUAAAUGUACUAAACGGAGUUGCGAUGAUAAUAAAUUAGUUGAUUGCGGUAUACCUGUUUCCACCAUUGCCAUAAGCCCAGUUAAACCUUAUCAACUUGCUAUUGCCACAGUAGAUGGUAUGGUUAGGAUAGUUGACAGAAGAAAAAUUAUGAAAAAUGGAUUAUUUCAAAAAAUUGAAACCGAAUUUGCCUUUACUGUUCCUAGUUUAAGUCAUCGUGCUUAUCGUAUAACAUCACUGGCAUACUCACCUGAUGGCAGAGACGUGCUUGCGAGCUAUUCCAAUGAGGAUAUAUAUCUAUUUAGCCUUCAUAAUAACCCUUAUUUUUGUACGGAUAACUGUGCAAAUGACUUUUUAGAAAAUCCACCAAAUCCACCACCAUACAGGCGAAUAAGAUUAAAAGGUGACUGGGGAGACACUGGACCUUUAGCUCGACCAUUUACUGAUAAUUUUUUUAGACCAAGAACACGGUCUGAGGCGUCUGUGGAUGUAUUGAGUGACAUAUUAAUUGAUGUGUUUAAUACACCAUCAUUAAUUUCUGUUGUUAUGCAAAAUCCGAGAUCAAAUUAUUCUCCAGAAGUUACAGCAUCCUUGAGACGUAUUUUAAGUAAAAUUGUACAACAAGGUGAAUUUAUUGUUCCUAGCCAUAUUUUUACUAACUAUUUGGCUAUUGAAAAUACCAACUCAAAUGAAAAUAAUAUUGUUCCAUCUACUUCAAAUAGCAAUAACCAAAGAGAUGAAAAUAGAGUAAAUAUUUAUAAAAAACCUCCAGUAUUUGAUGAUUUUAUUAAACUUCAAUCAAUCAAAAAACGGUAUAGAGGUCAUAGAAAUACAAGAACUUUAUUCAAAGAAGCAACAUUUUGGGGCAAUGAUUUCAUUAUGUCUGGUAGUGAUUGUGGACAUUUGUUUGUAUGGGAUCGUUACACAUGUGAAAUAGUGAUGUUGCAAACGGCAGAUAGCCGUGUGGUUAAUUGUAUUCAACCACAUCCUAGUAGGCUUUUACUUGCAACUUCUGGUGUUGAUCAUAAUGUUAAGCUUUGGAGUCCACAAUCCGAUAUUUAUAAUAUGAUUCCUGAAUUAUAUAUAAAAGAGAUUGCUGAAAGUAAUACAUUAAUGGUGGAACAAUCCAGGGAUACAAUUACUGUGUCUCCAUUAAUCAUAAUGCGAAUGCUUCUUUAUUUCAAUAAACUUGGACAAAGUGGAUUUUUGGACAGAACGAAUACCAUCGAAUAACUUAAUUAGAUAUCAUCUAUUGUAUGUAGUGACACCAAAACCCAGUUUUUUUUUAAAUGUAACAGUUUGUUUUGAUUUUUUUUUGUCUAAAAUAAAUGUUUUUUUAACUGA
Molecule: messenger RNA, 2427 nt
Organism: Aphis gossypii (cotton aphid)
Lineage: Eukaryota; Metazoa; Arthropoda; Insecta; Hemiptera; Aphididae
Product: DDB1- and CUL4-associated factor 6-like
Exons: 11
Coding region: 577-2316 (579 amino acids)
Biological process (GO): positive regulation of transcription by RNA polymerase II
Cellular component (GO): Cul4-RING E3 ubiquitin ligase complex; cytoplasm
Molecular function (GO): protein binding
Source: RefSeq, a predicted model, not a curated record